AUGAAUGGAACCGUCGUUGAUGCACCAACGAUCAUUUAUUAUGUAUUAUCACAUUUUAUUCAAGAAUAUUGUGAAUUGGUAUUGAAUGAAAUUAAUAAUACGACGACGACGAAGAGACAAGUCCUUUCAUUGGUGUCCACUCAAGAAGGAUCAUCAUCCUCUCUAUCAUCCACUCAAGAAGUAUCAUCAUCCUCUCUAUCACGACCACCAUUAUCCUCUCAAGAAUCACCAUCUCCACCACCACCACCCUAUGAAACCAUUCUCAAACAAACUGCAACAUUGGUCACUUUUGCAUUUAGCAAAUUAUUUAAUAAUCAACAAGAUUCCAUUCAGACUGAUCCAUCAAAUAAUAAUUUAGCAAUAUUGACAUCUUUUUAUGAAUCUCGAAUACCACCACCUCCACCUCUACCACUGAAUUCAAAUGUUGAAUUCAAUGAUCCAUAUGCCAAUGAUCGAAAAGUACAACAAAGUGCAACUUAUUUACUACAAGAAUUUAAACCCAAAGUAUUGAAAUUAUUACAAGAAUUAAUUAUACAUGAUGAUUAUUCAUUAAGAGAUUCAGCAUGUAUUUCAUUAUGUAGUUAUAUUGCAGAUAUGAAUUUAGUAGACAUGAUGAAUUUGGAUGAUGAAUCAGAUUUCAUUCUCAAUAUUAUUCAUGCAUGUGAAAAACAUGUUGAGAAUUUUGUAAGAUAUUCCAUGUUGAUUAGUGCCAUUACAGACAAGUUACAAUUUGCAAUAUCUUCAUGUGCAUCCAUUGAAAUGAAUCACAUAGAAACUCGAUGGAAUAACAUGUCCAUACAAGAAGAAGAACCUGGAUGGAAUACUAGAUCAAUACAGCAAGAAAGUACUAGGACCAAGACUCGUACUUCACUCUCUACUCUUCUCUCUAACAAGUAUUCUCCUCAUUUCAAUCGAUUAUUUAAACAUUUAUUUGAAAAGAUUUGUGUGAAUAGACUUGAAAAGAAACAACAUGCAUUAGAAGAAGAAAAGAAACAUUCUCAAUUUGUUGUGUGUUUAUUUGAUGCAUUUUAUGAUUCUCUUGAUUUUAUGAAAUAUGAUACCAAUGUUGAAUUGAUUGAAACAUUUUUAUUAUAUGCUAGAGAGAAUAUUUUAAAAUUGAUUCAUGAAAAUAGUAAGGAUGAUGAUGACAAUGAUGAUGACAAUCAUUCAUCCAAACAAUUAUUGAAUCAUUCGAAUUCUACUUCUUCUUCAACAACCACAACAACAACAACAACAUUCACAACCACAACAACAACAACCUCACUCAAAACCUAUUCUUCCAGUGAUGAGAUAUCAGCCUUUUCAACUUGUAUUAAUGCUAUUAUUAGAAAUACGGAUCGACCUGUCUUGUUGAAACUCUUUGAAAAACAUGACAUGUUCAUUUUUUUAACACAAUUAUUGAGAAUGUGUUCCAAUCAUUCUAAUUUGAGAAUUAGAGAUUGUGCUGUUCAUACCAUUGGAAAUAUGAGUAAUGCAGAUUUAUUUGAUUUGUGUCCAUUUGAUGUUCAACCCUAUCAUAAUGAUGAGACUGCUGAGCAUAGAGAAGUGGGUUUGGAGAAGAGUAGUAGUCAUGGUCAUGAUUCUAAUGAUUCAAUUCAUCAUUCCAAGUCUCAUCAUCUUGAUAAAAUAUCCAAUGACCAUCUCAUCAUUAUACCACAAGAUUCAUCUCUUCAUCAUGAUUUAUUAUAUGAUUUUGUAUUACCUCUAUUGGAACGAGAGUCUAUGGUGAGUCCAAGUUUCUAUCAAGAAGCAACACUUGAAGAUGAUGCUACUCUAAAAAAGAAGAUUAUUGUUUAUCAUAAUGCAGUAUGGUCAUUGGGAAGAGUGAUUUUAAAUAUUCAGAGAAAGAAAAAGUCUGAAACCAAUGUUGGUAUCAAUCAUCCAAUGAGUCAUCCUACAAGUGAUCAUCAUCAUCCUCAAACUUGUCAUCCUACAAGUGAUCAUCAUCAAAUGAGUCAUGCAAGUGAUAAUAAUCAUCCUCUAGUUGCAACCAAGAUGACAAGUAAUCACACCACCACCAAUACUACUUGUAUGAAUUCUAAAUUUAAUCAAUUUUUAGAAAGAAUUUCACCUAAACUCAUGAAUAUUAUUCGAUUAUUUGCUAAUAGAGAUUUCUUUACUACUGAAGAUGUGAUUGAAGAUAUUACAGGUUAUCUCUCUAAUGUGUGUAUUACCAUUUCAUACAUUUCAUUUUCAAGAAUUGAUUUCAUUGCACCCUAUUUCCCACUCUUUGGAGAUUCAUUCAUUGAACAUGUUCAAGCAGAUUCGAGUGAAGAUUUAGAUGAAGAAAAGAUGGCCAUGUGUGUAGCAAUAUUUAGAAUGACUGAAUAUUGGUUGAAUCAAGUCAUGAUGGAUGAUGAGGAUGAGAAUAGUAUGAACCAUAACAACAACAAUAACAACCAUACCACCACCAUGAGGAUGAUGGAUGAUGCUCAUACAGGUGGUGUUCAUACUGCUGCUGCUGCUGCUAGUGAAGAAGACUUCUUCUCAUCCACUGCCACCACUACCACCAUGAUUGAAGAUGGAGAGUUUGAUUUUGAAACUAUUUAUUAUUAG
This is a messenger RNA of Naegleria lovaniensis, 2556 nucleotides long. RefSeq lists its product as uncharacterized. Lineage: Eukaryota; Heterolobosea; Eutetramitea; Acrasida; Naegleriidae. Bases 1 to 2556 code for a protein of 851 amino acids. The record is from RefSeq and is a predicted model, not a curated record. The transcript has 2 exons.